This is a messenger RNA of Syzygium oleosum, 1334 nucleotides long. RefSeq names its product malate dehydrogenase, mitochondrial. Gene Ontology annotation, biological process: tricarboxylic acid cycle; malate metabolic process. The record is from RefSeq and is a predicted model, not a curated record. NCBI's taxonomy places the organism in Eukaryota, Viridiplantae, Streptophyta, Magnoliopsida, Myrtales, Myrtaceae. The transcript has 7 exons. Gene Ontology annotation, cellular component: mitochondrion; cytoplasm. Bases 108 to 1160 code for a protein of 350 amino acids. Gene Ontology annotation, molecular function: L-malate dehydrogenase (NAD+) activity.
CAACCAUAAAUAUUGGCGGACAGACGCCAAGUAGAGUCGGACUCCUCGAGACUCGCACGCAUCUCUCUCUAGAAGAAGAAGAAGAAGCAGCAGCAGCAGCAGCAGCAAUGAGGACCGCCGUGUUGAGAUCUCUCCGAUCGUCGGCGGCGGCGGCGAGGCCGGCCCCCGCGAAUUCGCACCUCCUCCGCCGCGGAUUCAGCUCGGAAUCCGUGCCGGAGCGCAAGGUUGCCGUGCUCGGGGCCGCCGGCGGGAUCGGUCAGCCGCUCUCGCUCCUCAUGAAGAUCAACCCUCUCGUCUCCAAGCUCGCUCUGUACGAUAUCGCCGGCACUCCCGGUGUCGCCGCCGACGUCAGCCACAUCAACACUAGAUCUGAGGUUGCUGGUUAUGCGGGUGAAGAUCAGCUAGGACAAGCUCUUGAGGGAGCAGAUCUGGUUAUCAUUCCGGCUGGUGUGCCAAGAAAGCCUGGAAUGACUCGUGACGAUCUCUUUAACAUUAAUGCUGGCAUCGUCAAGUCUCUUUGCACUGCUAUUGCAAAAUACUGCCCCAGUGCAAUUGUGAAUAUGAUUAGCAAUCCCGUGAACUCAACAGUUCCAAUUGCUGCUGAGGUAUUCAAAAAGGCUGGAACAUAUGAUGAGAGGAAAUUAUUUGGGGUAACAACCCUUGAUGUUGUGAGGGCCAAGACUUUCUAUGCUGGAAAAGCUAAUGUACCAGUCGCAGGGGUGAAUGUACCCGUUGUUGGAGGUCAUGCUGGCAUAACUAUCCUCCCGCUAUUUUCACAAGCCUCUCCACAAGUCAAUUUACCAGAAGAUGUUAUCAAGGCACUUACCAAAAGGACCCAGGAUGGAGGAACUGAAGUAGUGGAAGCAAAGGCUGGAAAGGGUUCUGCCACACUGUCUAUGGCCUAUGCUGGAGCAGUAUUUGCUGAUGCUUGCUUAGAGGGACUCAAUGGAGUUCCCGACAUCGUACAGUGUUCAUUCGUGCAAUCUAGCAUUACGGAACUGCCCUUCUUUGCUUCUAAGGUGAUUCUUGGAAAGAAUGGAGUGGAGAAAGUUUUGGAUUUGGGUCCUCUCUCUGACUACGAGCAAGAAGGCUUGGAAAAGCUGAAACCCGAGCUCAAAGCAUCAAUUGAGAAGGGAAUCAAGUUCGCGAACGAAAAUUAAAUUAACCAAAUCAUUAGCUGAUCAAACCAACCAAUGUUUCUAGAAACCUGUUGGAAUUUUGCUCCGUUUCUCAUUGUUGAGUAUGUUGCAGUUUACACCGGCUUGUGCUAUUUCCGAUCUGAGUAGGAGUUACAAAGACGGUAUGUGUUGAAUAAAUUUUACAGGAGCAGCCUA